Messenger RNA from Lonchura striata (white-rumped munia), 7580 nucleotides. RefSeq names its product RAB5A, member RAS oncogene family (gene RAB5A). NCBI's taxonomy places the organism in Eukaryota, Metazoa, Chordata, Aves, Passeriformes, Estrildidae. The record is from RefSeq and is a predicted model, not a curated record. Gene Ontology annotation, molecular function: GTPase activity; GTP binding.
AGUGCGUGCUGUGUGUGUGUGAGCGUGUUUUGGUCGGGGCAGAGGCGGCGGCGGAAGUCGGCGGCGGGGCUGGGUGAGGCACGGCUGCGCCCCCGCCCCUCGCCCCCACCGAGGAGCCGCCUCCCCUCUUACCCCUCCUCCGCCCACCCUGCUCCGGCGCGCCCGCCGGCCCCGACCGACGCGCCCGACGGACGGACGCCGCUGCGCCGCCGCCCCGGCUCCCCCAGCCCGGCCAGGUGAGGAGGCGGAGGCGGCGCGGGGGGGCUCCGGCGGCGGCGGCGAGACGCGCCUCGUCCGGGCUCCUGCCGGCAGCCGCUCCCCCGGCGCUGCGGGAGCGCCGUGCCGCGGUACGGGUGGCCGAGGUUGUUACUGGCAGAAGAACCAGAACUCAGAUCUCAGUGGAACUUGGUUUCAAAAGCUGUUGAAACAAAGGACUGCUUUCUAAUUUGGACAUGGCUAAUCGAGGAGCAACAAGGCCCAACGGGCCAAAUGCUGGAAAUAAAAUUUGCCAAUUCAAACUAGUACUUUUAGGAGAGUCUGCAGUUGGCAAAUCAAGUUUGGUGCUUCGUUUUGUAAAAGGACAGUUUCAUGAAUUUCAAGAAAGUACGAUUGGAGCUGCUUUUCUAACCCAGACCGUUUGUCUGGAUGAUACAACGGUAAAAUUUGAAAUUUGGGAUACAGCUGGCCAAGAGCGGUACCACAGUUUAGCACCCAUGUACUACAGAGGAGCACAAGCAGCUAUAGUGGUAUACGACAUUACAAACGAGGAGUCCUUUGCCAGAGCGAAAAAUUGGGUCAAAGAACUUCAGCGACAAGCAAGUCCUAAUAUUGUAAUAGCUUUAGCAGGAAACAAAGCUGAUCUAGCUAACAAAAGAGCUGUGGAUUUCCAGGAAGCACAGGCUUAUGCAGAUGACAACAGCUUAUUGUUCAUGGAGACGUCUGCCAAAACAUCUAUGAACGUAAAUGAAAUAUUCAUGGCAAUUGCAAAAAAAUUGCCUAAGAAUGAACCACAGAAUGCAGGAGCCAGCUCUGCCAGAGGAAGAGGAGUAGACCUUACUGAACCUACACAACCACCCAAGACUCAAUGUUGUAGUAACUAAAAGAUCAAUUGCUUUAAACUGUUCUGAAUAUUCUUCUGCUUCCUAACUGUUAAUAACCAUGGAAUUGGAGUGCUUAACCUGGUCCAGUACAGCUUCCAAACAGCGAAGAGACUUACGAUAAUAGUCAAGUUCAUGAUACAGAGUUUUUUUUUCACCUAAAAUUUUAACAUGCAUGUAUCCACCACUGGCUGUAAUGUUUCAGCAGUAGAGGAGAGAUGGAGGCGGAAUAAACUUCCUUCACUUGAAAGGUUUUAAAAUUCAGUUGUUAUUAUUAGGGGUGUAGAAGAACUACUUUCUGUGGACCUAAUUGGCCAGUUCCUGUAGCCUCAGUACUGAUCACUGUUAUAAUAAAUAGAAUUGGGUCUUUCCAUAAUUCUCAACUGUGCUUUAAAACCUCCUUAGAAACAGGGUCUAAAAAUUACUUAAUUGCAGUAUUGAUGCAACCACUUGUUUCUGCAGGUAUCCACUGUUUAGUUAUACAUUCCAUAGGUUAAUAAUUUUAUUACAAAUAAUACAUUAACAAUCUUUAAAAAUCCUAUGCUUGUGAGAAAGUGGAGUUUUAGUUGGUACACUGUAUGUAAAUUAUAUCAACCCAGUUAGUUAUCUUAAUGAAUUAGUGAUGAAUCAAGUCUAACUUCAUUUCUAAUCUGUUCAGAGGGUACAGACCAGUAAAUUCAACUCUACAACUUAGGAUAUGGGGUUUUUUGUCCUCUACAAACUGUAAGAGCUCUUCAAGUAAAACCACAACAAACUCGGUGUCUGUGACUUCUUUCUUGUUUCUGAUCAUCGCUGGCCAUUACAGUUUGUUUUUCCCCUAAGGAAAAAAAUAGUGCACUAACGAUUAUGUACAUCCAACUUGAUUUUAAAUUUGGAUAUUAAUGUACUGUAAAUAGGUACUCUGCAUUGUAGUCUACAUUUGUUUAAUACUUUCUGUAAUAUUUAAGAGUUGCUUAAAGGUAUACAGAAUGUACAGUUACUUAAAGCUAACUUUUUUCCUCUCUAAUCAAAGGGGGUUCUGAGUUCUUCCUUUAUGGCUAGAACAGUAAUAAAUGAUGCUCCUGUAUCUGUAACAUAAGUACUGCUGUCUGUCAGUAAUGAACUUCGCAACUUUGUUUUCCAAAGUACAUUUUAUUUUGAUCAGUCCAGUAUAUUGCACUAAUUCUUUUAGUUAUUUUCAUUAUAUGAAAUCUACAAAGUGUGUCAGAAGAGAUGAAUUAGUCUAUUUAAAUGUUGAACUGAUAGAAACUUACUUGUGCAGAUUUUAAAUUUGCAGUAAUCUGGGUUUAGCAAGAAAAAUGACAGUUCACCAGUGUUUAGUUUUAUAUUGAGGUGCUCAGGUUUGAAUAAAGUGGUUUAAAAAAAUUUUGAUUACUGGUUCUUAUUGAGAGUUUCAGGAGGUUUUAUCACAUUUGUACAGUUCCAGACAAGAUGUCUGAUUCACUGUAUGGGUCAGCAUUUAAGAUGCUUACAAUAAAUUUAUAGCACAGCUAAAUAUAAGCUUGUCCUAUUAUAUUGUGGCACUCCAGUUAUUCUAUGAUAAAUCUUUAAAUGUUGAGGUAAUUGGGUAUCUUAUCAUAUCCAUUUAGAAGUAUGAUCAAAAUAGUAAUAUUGUCUCUUGAACCUGCAGCUAAUGCAGUCUUUGCCAGUUGUUCACAAGGUGACUUAUUGCAUUGCAGUGUCUCUGAGCUGACUGUGUUUCUUCUGCAGCUUGUGAUUUGUAAUUGAUUUUUGUGUCUUUUUCAAGCUCUGGUGGUGGUUUAGAACCCAGUGGUGAUACAGUCUUUAGCAGUUCUUGACCAACAUCACCUGGAGUUUGUCAUGAGAUGAAUUAGAGUCUGUUUUUUCUGCCAGAUGUGUAUUUGAGUCAGAUUAGAUGGCAUGGUUUUGUCUAUUUUGGAGGCAUUUUCAUGGCUUUAGACCUUGAUACCAGCACAUUCUCUUGCAGUUCUUACAGCUGUGACUUGGACCUGCUGCAAAGAAGGUGUCGGUUUCUUCUUGCUCUGAAGUCUCACUGUGGAUGAAAACUUAGAUAAAAUUUUCUGUCUUCAAAUUGAGUUCUUCAGAGUCACCUUUGUAUGCUAGAAUUGGAGUAGUGUAUCUAUGUUCUUUGAAUUUACUUCAUUGUUACUGAAAAGAGACAGUUCUGGAUUAGUUUGAUUUUUUUUUUUUUUGUUUCCUUAUUAGGAAUUCCAUUUUUACUAUGCCUAUAAUUCUUCCUAAAAUAUUUUCACUGAUUUUGUUUCAGGUUGCCUUUUGAGUCACUCUGAAAAAUACCUUUAUUGGAAUAAAAUAGCUGUAUUCUAUCUUGCAGAUGAUUAAUAGUGUUUGAGUCAGUUGUCUCCUGUGAGAGAUACUAGAUGCUGGCACACUAAGUCCUGUUUUGUUGAACGGCAUUCAUGCAUUCUCAAAUAAUGAGUGAAUGUUAAGAGUUGGUGCAAGUACUUCAGGUAGUCCAAAACCCCUCAAAACCCAUUAGAAACCAAAAUAAGAAACUGGCAAGUAACAUUGUUAGGGACAGAUGCAGUAUGAGGUACAGGGGUAACAGAUGUUCUUUUUACUGUUGCUCUGUGAUUUCCAAGAGCCCUUGUAGUUCUCUAGUAUCCCUCUACGAAUCUGGUUUAUUAGUGCUGAUAUUUCCACCAUUCUGGUGUUUUCUCUCACAUUAGAAGAGCUGUGCUCUUGAGAGACAUGACUCCAUUUUUAUGUAAGACUUCAUAUGCAUCAUCUGAAGUUGAAAUAGUAUUUAUAGUAUACUGUGUUUUUAAAACAUACUGCUGUUACAGUAUCAGCCUUGUGUUAAGGAAUGGGAAAAAACCUGAGAUCAUAGUUAAUAAUCUAGUUCACAGGCAACAAUAUAUAUGUCAUUGAAUCUAUUUCUGGUUUUACAGCAAAGUUUUCUCUUUUUUUUCCCCCUUCCAUUCUUAGAAGACUGUUCUGGAAUCCUAAUCUCUUGACUGCAAAUAAAGUCUUAUGAGGAGUCUUAGGUGACAUUUAAUUCAGCUUAAAAUUGCAGUCUAAUAUGAAGAUCAUGCACUUUUGUUUAAAAGCCAGUCAAGGUGUAACUUCUCUAUUUUUCUCAAAUUCUUUUUCUCCUAUGAGAACAUGUGCUUUCAAGUGUCUGAAUGAACUCAGCAAGAUGUUUCAGCUCAGACUGUUUCUGGCAGCCUACAAAUUCUAGUACUUGAAAAUAAUUUGGACAUUAUUAGGAUUUACUGUUUACUUAGAGGAUACUUUAAAUAUCUUACUUGGUUAAGGCACCCAAGGGAGCAAGAAUUCUUAGUCAUUGUCGGAAGUUGAGGACUAACCCUGUCCCUCAACAUUUCUGAAAUAAGAGAAUUAAAAGUGUUACAAAUUGUAACGGUACAGGGGGCUGAUCAUGUCAGAUUUGAACACAGAGCAUAAAGGAAAGAGCUCUGAACCAAAGUGCUGUAUUGGAGAUCCUCUGUGGCUGCCCUGGGAAGCCAUUUCUUGUGUUAGGGGAGAUGUUCUGUCCCCUCCGAUGUGUUGGCAUAAAGGCAAAAGCGAUUCCAGGCAGAAGGAACUUGUUUGGGAUGUGGUGGCUUUCUAGACAAUGAAGCUGGCUGCAGUGUGUUCAUUUAUAUUGUAUUUUUAAUAUAAUCUGGCUAGAUGGGGGAUUGACCUCUGAAAAGGGGUGUAUGAUUUGGCAUUGCUUACGCAGUAGUUGUGUUUCUUGGGCAGUAUUGGCAUCAUCGAGUGUAGGAGACAGCUAAGUGUAGUCUGUGAAGGCAGAUUUCUUCUGUCUUAAAUCAGAAAGGGAUUCAAAACACCAAACUGAAGGACAUACCUUUUUAAUUAUAACUUUUAGAUGCCUUAAGUUGUGCUCUGUAUGUUUCUUUGUGCUUGUUUCACACUUCUUCCUCUGAUUUCCAUGGAGAGCUAGAAGAAUGUGUAAAAUACCCUUUGGACCCUUGGUGCAGGACCACCAACUGUAUGCUUAACCAAGGCCAUAAUAAUAACCCACAUGGAACAAUCUGCAAGAAAGAGUAAAAAUCUUGUCUCUUUUGGAUACAAGUCUUUCUUGUCUGCAGACCAGAGUCAGGGCAAAAGAAUCAACAAAACUUAGCUGACCUAUCAAUAUAGGACUAAAUUAAGAAGAUGGCCCAUGUCACCACCUCCUGCUCCUUGUAUCUGACCAUCCUCUUUUGUUGCUUAUCUGGAGCUGAAGAAACAUGUCUAUACUUCUUGUAAGAACACACUCCUUGAGGAAAAAUCAAGGCUCACAUUGCGUGAAUUUUUUUCUUUGAUGUGGUACAUUUGGUGGAAAAUUAAUUGUAUUAGAUUAAAUAAAUGUGUAUUCUAGAAGUGGUUCAGAAAUGUGGAUUUUAAUCAUAAAAAGUUUAAAGUACCUCUGAUGAACUUCAAACCUUAACUUGUUAGCAGAGCUUGAAUUUAUGGUAUCCUUAAUUGCAGCCAGCAUGAAACCCUCUCUGUAAGGAAUGGCUGGAGGCAGGUAACAAGACCCAGAAGCAAUUUGGUAAAGAAUUCAUCCAGCCUCAGUUCUUGCCUUCAUCAGUCUCUUUGGAAUAAAAUGUGUUUCUAUCGCACUAAUGCCUCUGAAAACAUUGCAGCCUUUUUGUGAGUUAAUGCUGUAUUCCAGUAAAGGUGUGACUGAAUUUCUGAAAGAAUAGAUGGGCUACUGCUGAACUACCUGUUUUGAUACCCGUACCAGUAAAGGUCACAUAGCUGCAGAAAGCUUAUUUGAGGUAAAAAACAGCUUUAACAGCAGCAUUGAAGAAUGGAGGUGGUGGGGUACACCACAGUUACCUAGAUCAGUGUCAGUGCACGAUAAAGUUGGUUUACGGUGUUUCUCAGGCUGGCAGAUGAGUGCAAGUUGUUGUAUUUUUUUAAUAUCUGGAAUUGCUUUUUUCAAGUAUAGAACAUUUUUUUUUUUGUCUUGACCACAAGGAAUUCUCGCAAAUGGUCCUCCCUUUUUCUAAUAUCUUUGACUCUUCAUUAAUUUUGGUCAAAUUUCAUAUGGAGAAAUAUGAAGAAGUCUUUUACAAGAUGUGUGAAUGCGCACACAUCACAGGAAGAAAGAGUGCUUCUGGUGUCAGCUGCAGUGUCAGUCCACUCCUUACUAGUGCCAGGGAGAGUGAUAGAGAAGUGGUGUACUGCUGGGCAUGUACUUCAAGCAGAGGCUGGAAGAGAAUGUAACUGCAGGCACAACUCUUCACACACCAGCUUUUUUAUGUAACUUUGCUUGUGCACCCCUUUGUAGGAAAGCAAGUAUCUUGCUUGUAAUCUCACAGCUGGUUGAUGUACAGAGAGGGCUUAACUGUAACAAAAAUCACCAGGUGGGAAGAUAUAAUGACUAGAGUUGCUAGUCUGCAAGAGCUUCUUCUAGUGUCCCUUGUAACAGGGGUGGGUGAAGAAGCAUUAGGAAUGUAUCAUUGUUUCUCAUUGUAAUAAAUAACUGAUUCUGUACUAAAGAAAAGCAAGGUUCUACUUCAUAAGGAAACAGGUCUGAAUAGUUCUUUCAUAAGAGUAAAAUAGAAUAGAUUCCUAUUCCAGAAAGUAAUAAUUCGGAUUAUUCAAAUCAUGUUUUCACUUUGCUGGUAGCAAAAUGUGGUGGCACUUAGUCCAAUGAAACAAAUGAAUUUAAAUAAUAUCUUAAGCAUGGUUCAUUGACACAAGGACUUUAUCAGGUAAAAAAUCAGAAGCCUGUCAUAAAGUGAUGACACUUUACACCUCUUGAUUUAAAAAAAACAAUCAUACUAUUCUUACAGAGGUCACUUGUGUAUUAUGGAAUGCUUCAUAACUCUAUUAUAUUAGUAAAUUGAAGUAAAUGCUUUAAUUCAAAUAUUGUGCUCAGGCUACUUAUCUAAUAAGCUGAAUACUUGUCAUGGUUUGAAUUGUCCAAUAGCAGUUUCAGUUGUGAGGGAAUUUAUCAUGUCUCCUUCACAUUGUCAAGCUAAAGGAAUUGCUGCUUUUUAUCUCUAGAUACCAACUGCCAACAAAUCUAUAGAUUAAUUUAUGCUUACUUUUGCUUUUUUUUUUUUUUUUUUUAACUUAAUUGGAUUAAGGGAAAAAAAUCCUGGUGUGGAAUAUACUUACCUAUAAUAGCAACAUGCAUUAGCCCAGCAACACCUUCCAUUCCAGUGAACUUUGGAAACCUCAUUCCUUACAUUCCUUAUCAGCUGUAAAAAUCUGCAUUCUCCAAAAGGACUGAGCAUACACUUUCAUAAUAGACUGGUCUUGUUGGUCUCCUCAUUGCCUGGUUCUUCUCUUUUUCCCAGUAAUCAGCCUUGAUUAGUCUGGCAAAAAAUUAAAGAAUUUGCUCUUUGUCAUUUUUAUUUUUGUGGAAGGAAUCUGUGUGAGAAAGCUGUUCAAACAAUAAAAGUGGAAGCUUUUGUUUCAGUAGCUGUGACACUGUGACAGCCAUCAAAAAUCUUCAGAAAGCAUGUAUCUGACCUACUUUCAUGGUUGUCCAGCACAAUAAACCUGUCUUCCAUGUCUCUC